CUACACACUAAACAUAAUCAUGGCUGGCAAAGGUAAAGGAAAGAAAAAGGAAAAGAAGGAAAAGGAAGAAGGAGAUAGUAAGAAGGCUAAGAAAGGUGGCGGCAGAGGCAAGAAAGGCAAGAGUAAGGGGAGAUGUAACGUGGAUAUGUUGACUGAUGCGGCGAUGGACAACGUGUACUAUGGGUGCCACAACGUGCAGGAGCUGCUGCAGGCCAGGGGGUUCCAUCCGCCGGACUUCAACAAGAAGAAAAAGAAGGGCAAGAAGUAA
This is a messenger RNA of Cydia pomonella (codling moth), 268 nucleotides long. Its product is annotated as small lysine-rich protein 1. NCBI's taxonomy places the organism in Eukaryota, Metazoa, Arthropoda, Insecta, Lepidoptera, Tortricidae. The record is from RefSeq and is a predicted model, not a curated record. The coding region runs from base 20 to 268 and encodes 82 amino acids. The transcript has a single exon.